AUGAGUAACAGUAGCUGGGUUUUGUCGCCUGUGCUGCCCCUCACGAGCUUUGGCAAUGUGUUGAUGUUUCUUUUCAACAUUGUCUUGGCGGCGAGCAUCCUUUUCCUCAAUGUGUCUGUGUCUUUGUCCAUCAUGCUAAACGGAGCACUGCGUAACGAGAACCGCUUCAUGUACAUGCUGAGCACGUGCUUCAGCGACAUCUGCACUGGUGUUUCUUAUUAUUAUGUGGGUGUUCUGGAUGUAAAAGAUACAUUUAACUCCCCUACGGGAACCUUGUACAUUGUGCCCACAUUUCUCGGCCUGUCUUAUAUGGCGAUCCUGGCCGCGCAGGCAGACAGAUACCACGCGGUGACGGUACCUUUUAAAUACUCCCAGCGCAUGACCAGAAACAGAACCCUGCUAGUCAUCUGCUCAUACUGGGUCUAUGCGUUUUUGAUCGUGGCUGCGAACAACCUGGUCACGGUCACGGUGGCCAAGAGGUUGACGAGCAUUGGCACAUUUGUGGCGAACAUAUUCACAGUGAUCAUAAUGAUAGGGCUGAAUAUCAGACUGUUCAUCAUAGCCAGGUUUCAGUUGGAGAGAGAACCACCUUCUGACGAAAGAGACAACAAGCGCUCCUCGGUGUAUCUUAUCUUGGUGGUGGCUGCGUUUUUCUUAUCUGCUUGGCUCCCCAUAUUCCUUCAUAUCACGGCCUGUAAUUUCAUUGGUUCCAUAUGUUAUACUUUUAAGAAUGAAGGCACUGACCCUCUACGCCUUUUGCCCCGAGUUAACGCGUGCCUGACUCCCAUCCUGUACAUAAGAGGAUGCACUGCGAUCAGAACCACGCUGCUGUCUAAGGUGUGGAAACCCUGCUGCAGGACGAGGUAA
Labrus bergylta (ballan wrasse) is the source of this 867-nucleotide messenger RNA. NCBI's taxonomy places the organism in Eukaryota, Metazoa, Chordata, Actinopteri, Labriformes, Labridae. The record is from RefSeq and is a predicted model, not a curated record.